AUGGCAGAAUCAACAAAGCCACCCAAGACGUCUAGGACGCCCGAGGAGAAGGCAGCGCGAGAGGCGCGAAAAGCCAGCAAAAAAUCAGCCGCUGUGGUCGAUAAUGAGGCCGGACCGAGCGGAUCCACCGCGGCCCCAGUGGACAAACAGCCCAAGGGCGUCAACGCGGAAGACUACGAGAUCGACCUGGCAGCGCCGGAACCACUCUCCAAGGCCGAGCUUCGAGCCGCUAAGCGCGCGGCGAAGCGGGGCGACGUACCGCCCGCGGAGGGGGAGAAGCCAAAGAAGAGAAAGCGCCUGCCCGAGUUUGACCCGAAUGAGGCGGACGAGGAGGAGAAGCCGAAAGGCGGUGUGGCGGACGGCGCGGGCCGGGAGGUCAAGAAGCAGAAUUCGGUUUGGGUAGGGAAUCUGGCGUUCAAGACGACACCGCAGAGCCUGAGGGAGUGGUUUGAGCGGAAAUUGGAGGAGGCGGGCGCGGGGGGUGAGGGGAGCGUCACGAGGGUGAAUCUGCCGAAGAAGGCCGGGAAGGGUGGCUUUGGGGAGAGCAAGGGGUUUGCCUACGUCGACCUCGCCACGCCGGAGGUGCAGAAGCUCGCCGUUGGCCUGUCGGAGGGCAUGUUGGAAGGACGAAAGCUGCUCAUCAAGCUGGGAAAUGAUCACACCGCUUCCGAAUCCGCACGUACCCCCAAACCUGCCAAAUCCCUUCUGACCAACCCCAUCCUUCGCAAUCAGCCCAAUCCCGAAGGGCCCACUCUCUUUGUCGGUAAUCUGCCGUUUGACGCAACGGAGGAGAAGCUCCGGGAUCACCUCGAGGGGAAUGCAGCAGCGCUGAGGGCGGCAGCCGAGAAGGAAGGAGAGGUAGAUGAGAAGAAGGCUGCGAAGCGCGAGAAGUGGUUGAAGAAGCAGGCAGUGAAGGCGGAGGCUGAAGCAGCUGGAGGCGUCAAGAAUGAAGAAGAGGACGACGAGGCGGAGAGUGAUGAUGAGGCAGAAGGGGACACCGAGGACGCUGCGGAGGAGCUGGAUGAGGAGACCAAGGCGGAGCAGGCGUAUCGAGGUGGACGGAAGAGUGGGCUGAGAAAGGUCCGGCUGGGUGCAUUCGAGGACACGGGGAGAUGUAAAGGCUUCGCCUUCCUUGACUUCCUUGACCCAAAAUUCGCCACAGCUGCCUUGUCAAAUAAAAAGAACCACUGGUUUGAGAACCGGAAGCUCAUCCUCCAAUACGCCUCAGACUCAGCUACCAAGCGAGCUGGAGGAAAGGGGUCCCGGCCCGUGCGUGCCGCCGGCGGGGACGACUACAAGGGCGGCCUGAAACGUCCUCGGCAAUCAUACGACCGAAAGGACCGAGACGCAGGAGGCGACGCCGAUGUCGACGCCGACGUGGGCGCAUACCUCCCCAAAGACGCCUCGGCGAUCGCGCGCGACGUGCUCCGGAAUGUCGGCGGUGGUGGGCAUGAUGAGGGCGAGGGUGAGGGGUACGGAGGGUAUCAAGGCGGCGGCGGCGGCGGGAAGAAGAGGGAGGAUGUACGCGGGAAGAAGUGGCAGGCUGCCGGAAGACCAAGACCGGGCGCGGCGCUCGCUAUGGCCAAGAGGGAGAAGGUGGGGAUUGUGCCUGGGGAGGGGAAGAAGAUCAGCUUCGAUUAG
This is a messenger RNA of Dioszegia hungarica, 1641 nucleotides long. RefSeq lists its product as uncharacterized. The record is from RefSeq and is a predicted model, not a curated record. The transcript is spliced from 5 exons. Gene Ontology annotation, molecular function: RNA binding. The coding region runs from base 1 to 1641 and encodes 546 amino acids. Lineage: Eukaryota; Fungi; Basidiomycota; Tremellomycetes; Tremellales; Bulleribasidiaceae.